UGAAUGCCAGUGGCAGAGCAGCAGCAGUGAGUGUGUGUUAUGUUAUACAUAGAUUUGUAUGCGUGUGUGUGUGUGUGUGAGAGAGAUAUUUUAAAAUACUAGUGUUAUUAGUUUGGAUUUCUAUUGAAUCCAAAUGAAAUUAAACGUAAUAGUAAUAGAUGGUGGUAGUUAGUAGUAGAAGAGGCAACGUCGCGUCGCUCCGAUUAACGGACACACUACCUGUGAAGGGCCAAAGGUGUAAUAAUAAUAAUGACCCUACCUGCUGGUGGUGUACAGGUAUGUGGUGUGAGUUGUGUCGGACCUGCUCCAAGUUGUUUUGGUUAUUGUUGUGAGUGAAGUGAAGUGAUGUUGGCGCCGUCGCAAACCAAGCCUGAGAAGAAUGGAAAUACGAUCACCACCAAGACGCGGACUGUCGCCAUAGUGGCGCCUCAGAGGAGUAACAGUUUGGAUUAUCUUAAUUUUGAGGAAAAGAGGCGUUUGAUUGCAUCGUCCUUAUCUCUUUCGGAUUUUCUUAAUGCGGGAAAUAAUGCCACCAAAGAGGUCAAGGAGGUUGUUACUGCUAAGAAACAAAAUGGUUCUGUAUUCCGAACGAACAGUUUGGGUAGUGGAACAAGGACUCCGUCCCUAGAACGAAAAAGCAAAUUCUCCAUAGGAAAAUUACUUAGACCAUGGAAAUGGAAAAGAAAAAAGAAGUCGGAUAAAUUGGAAGCAGUUUCGAGAACGUUAGAAAGAAAAAUUUCAGUUCGUGCUAAUAGAGACGAAUUAGUUCAGAAAGGUAUCCUUCCUCCAGAAAGCCCUUUAACUCCGCCUAUAUCCGAGCCAGGUUCAGGUGAACCCUUAUCAUCACCACUUCCUCCCAGCGGGUGUCAACAAUUUACCGAAAAACAAGCACCACAGGGACCACCACCUCUUUAUCCAACACUUCCACAGAUGCAGCAUAUGCCUAUUAAUCCGGCAUUACUGCAGCAACAACUUCUUCGAAACCCACACUUUAACCAAGCGAAUGCCAACAAUAAUCAAACCGGUAUCGCCGACGUGAUCUUGGACUUUUUUGUGAUGCUUACCUGCUUUAAAGAGCCAAAAAAAGAAAAGACUGAUGGAGCGGCACAUAACGGCGCCGUUUCUCCCAACGGAGACACGCCUUCGCAAGUUACCCAGCCUGGAAGUGAAGUCGGAAAACCAGAAAGACCCAACACUUUAGGCCACGGGAGGUUGACGAGACGAUUAUUGUGCUACCACAGUGAACAUUUUAAUGAUGGACAGCCAAGUCUUCUCGGCAAUCCACCGCCUUCAUCUGAGAAAGAGUCCCAGAAUAUACCUCCGCCCCCAAUGUCCGAUCCUGGUCUUAUGCUCUCUGACUUACCAGAGCCGCCUAUUCCCUUAUCAGAAAUCGGGCCUAUCCCUCCACCACCCAUGUUUAGCUCUCCUAGUCCAGUGCCCAAUCGGCAGUCGCCGCCUCCGCCACAAAUGGCCGAUUACGAAUACGAAGAAAACGAAGACGAUGACGGCGAAGAAAUCGAUUUUGAAAAUUUCGACGAAACCUCGUACAUGUUUCGCAUGCCUCAACCGGAUCCUACCAUCGACACAAGUCGAAUAGAUGAGAUUCCCGCUAAAGAACCAAAAUUCAAUGCCAUGCCUCUGAAAUCAGCUUUGAAAAAGAAGAGUAGUGGUGGUGGUAGUGGUCCUGGAACACCGCAAAAUACACCAACACAAGAAAAUAGACCAUUAACAAUUCGACAAGCGCAAACGGAAAAUAAUUCCAGUUUUAAAAGGCCCCCUAUGAGGCCUCGGAUAAAACUAUGCUCGAAGCCCGUGAGGUUUGGCAUAGGCUUGCCAUGCACUUUAGAAAACAAAGAAAAUGCCAGGCCGUAUGUAAUCAAGGAGGACGGUAGUGACAGCGACUCUAAUGAUGGUCCAAUCAAUUACAGAGAUGAAGAUGGGGAAUUGUCGGAAGAGAACAGACUGGCUCUUAAAAUUGCCAGAAAAGAGAGUCUUUCGCUGAAAUUAUCAUUGAGGCCAGAUCGUCAAGAGCUCAUUAACCGAAAUAUUUUGCAAAUACAAUCGGAAAACGAACGACAAGAAGCCAAGGAAGCAAUCGGAGCGAGAUUGAUAAGAAGAUUAAGUAUGAGACCUACUCAAGAAGAGUUGGAAGAGAGGAAUAUUUUGAAAAAACAAACUCCAGCUGAAGAAAAGAAACAAAAAGAAGAGAAAAAACGAUUUUUGUUGCGAAAAUUGAGCUUCCGACCGACUGUUGAAGAAUUAAAAGAAAAGAAGAUUAUCAGAUUUAAUGAUUAUAUUGAAGUAACACAAGCACAUGAUUAUGAUCGUAGGGCAGACAAGCCAUGGACUAGGUUAACACCAAAAGACAAAGCUGCUAUUAGGAAGGAAUUAAACGAGUUCAAAAGCUCAGAGAUGGCAGUACAUGAGGGCAGCCGUCAUUUAACGAGGUUUCAUAGGCCUUGACAAUUCCAGAGUUUGUUAAAACAAAAACAAAAAACUGUGAUGGACGUAGCCGUAGAAAUUAACGUUCCCGUAUUCGCUUAUUAAUUGAGUCAGAUUGUGUUAAAUCUGGCUGAGUUUGUGUAGGACAUUGCACAGGAUUAUAACUGUAUAAUUGUUUUGUACAUACGUGAUUUUUAAUACACAAAGUUUUUAUGGAUAAUUAUUAUAAAUAAUAUGUGUACAUUUUUUGUUUGAAGCACUUGAUCAAGUUGUAAAUAUUUUGUGUAAUUAUAGUGCAGGUUUUAAUUUAAAAUUCAAGUUGCAUUACAGUGUGUAUAACUACUGUAGGUGUAUUUGUUAAUGUAGAAAUUUUGUUUGAGUUACUGUCUAACACUAAACAUUGACUUAGAGACUUUAUUUUAUCCCAUACGACACGAUUUAUUUCGUUUGGAAAAAUUAUUUUUAUUGGAUAUAAAUAAGUAGCCAAUCAAAGUUGUAAAAUUAGAAAUCUUGUAUAAGGACCUUGUGCAAAAGAGGAACCGUUGGUCUAGCUUGUAACAUAGUUUCCUUCGCUUCUAAAGGCAAUAUGCUCUAUGUAUACUGUAAGAAAUUGUAUUCAUACUCAAUCAAUUUAUACUGGUUUUAAUAACAAGAAAUGUCUUCCAAAUAGACAAGACAUUAAAAAACACGCCUUUUAUUUCUUCUGACUGUCCUAUCAUUACAUCCAUCCUUGAAAAAAAAAACGUAAUUCGGUGGCCUUGAAAAAAUGUUUAGAAUAAAUACGUAAAUUAAUUUAUUUGUUUACAUUUACGAAUAAUGUACACAAAGUGCGGUUGAGUAUUAUUAAGUUUUGAAGAUGCUGAUAACAGGAUGUCAUGUGUACCUGUUUAACAAGUUUUUCUAAUCAGAUGUAGAUAAAUUUUCGUACUUGAAAUGAAAUACAACUAACUAAUAACGCAAUAAUGAAGUUCAAACCAAACGGCCACAUUUUACGAAUUGCUUUAACUAUAUUCAGUGUUUUAUUUGGAAUUUUGAGUAUAACUCUUAUAACAAUGGGAGCCAUCUAUUUUGACGAAUUAUGGUGGCCUAGAAGAUACAUUGGUUUAGAUUUUGUUGAGCUGCCCACUUUAUUGAUAAUUUUAGGCUCAUUAUGCUUAGCUAUGGCUGUUGCUGGAUGUAUAUUUGCUAAAACCGACAAUAAAACUAUACUUUUAACAUUCGCUGGUGUUCUAUUAACAAUUUUGUGUAUCGUAUUAGCCAUAGGUAUAAUUAGCUUUAUUAAUAUUGAAAAGCAUGAAAGUGGUCACAGUAAGAGGCACCGACUAAUAUCAGGAGAUAAAAGGGAGAUUUUCCUUACUUCAUUUUAAAUAAGUUUUAGUCCUAAUGUCUGUAUUUAUGUUAAUACAAAGAAUGAAGAAUCAUA
This is a messenger RNA of Tribolium castaneum (red flour beetle), 3865 nucleotides long. RefSeq lists its product as uncharacterized. The record is from RefSeq and is a predicted model, not a curated record. The transcript has 14 exons. Gene Ontology annotation, molecular function: actin binding. Gene Ontology annotation, biological process: actin cytoskeleton organization. Bases 346 to 2463 code for a protein of 705 amino acids. Lineage: Eukaryota; Metazoa; Arthropoda; Insecta; Coleoptera; Tenebrionidae.